AUGGCGGCGUUAUUGCAGGGAGCGGGCCGGAUCAUGCUGCUUCCGGGCAGUCCGCUUCGCUUCCUCUCGCCGCGGGGUUUCGGGGUGUGGGGCCCGGCCCGCGGGGCCCUGGGCGUCUUCCUGAGGCAGCUGUGCGCGCGGCAGGAGGAGGGAUGGCGGGCCCGGGGGCUCCCCCGCGGCUGCCCGGCGUGCCGGCGCUUCAGCUCCGCCAUGCCGCCGCCGCCCGGGGCGCCGGGGCCGGAGCCCAAGGGCCCCCGAGGCUCCUCGCGCCCCUCGAAGCCCGGGCCUGUUUCCUGGAAGUCCUUAGCAGUCACGUUUGCUAUUGGAGGAGCUUUAUUGGCCGGAAUGAAGUACUUCAAGAAGGAGAAGACGGAGAAGCUGGAGAAGGAACGGCAGCGAAGCAUUGGAAAGCCUCUACUUGGGGGACCAUUUUCCCUCGUAACUCAUACUGGAGAGCACAAAACUGAUAAGGACUACCUGGGUCAGUGGGUAUUGAUUUAUUUUGGAUUCACUCAUUGCCCUGAUGUUUGUCCCGAAGAACUGGAAAAAAUGAUUCAAGUCGUGGAUGAAAUAGAUGAUAUUCCAACUCUGCCGGAUUUAACUCCACUUUUCAUCACUAUUGACCCAGAGAGGGACACAAAAGAAGCCAUUGCAAAUUAUGUAAAAGAAUUUUCUUCCAAACUGGUUGGCUUGACUGGCACAAAAGAAGAGAUUGAUCAAGUAGCCAGAGCUUACCGAGUGUAUUACAGCCCUGGCCCCAGGGACGAAGAUGAGGACUACAUAGUGGACCAUACCAUAAUAAUGUACUUGGUUGGACCAGACGGGGAAUUUCUCGAUUAUUAUGGCCAGAACAAGAGGAAUGCAGAAAUAGCGGGUUCCAUCGCUGCACACAUGCGGGAGCACAAGAGGAAGAGCUAG
Messenger RNA from Pipistrellus nathusii (Nathusius's pipistrelle), 918 nucleotides. The record is from the annotation of a GenBank genome assembly. Lineage: Eukaryota; Metazoa; Chordata; Mammalia; Chiroptera; Vespertilionidae.